AUGAACUUCUUUGGAUCUCGUAAGAGACAUAGCAGUCAGGGUUUUAGGAAAUACAACAAUGAGGUGUAUGAAUAUGAGAAUUCCAACCACAACGUGGCUGGAAUGCCCAAUAAUGGUGUUGACAGAAGUGCUUCGAUGACAAACGGUGCUGGCUCUGCCGCAUUGGCUGCCUUGAGACUACAUCAGAACUCAAAGCCUGUUGCAGCAAAACCAACACCCGCCUAUUCGAAUCGACAGUCCGCCUACAUAAGAUCCAAUUCGUUGAGGUCAAAUUCUACCAACCAAAGGUCUAAUUCCUUGAGAACUUAUUCAUAUCACCCAAAGGGAUCAUACAAUCCUGGUCAAGCUUCAAUUCCUGAUGCCAGAAGGUAUAGCUCGUUGACCUCAGGCUCCAACAUUCCAGCAUUCCAACAAAAGCAAUCACCACAACAACCACGUACGCGACAACAAAAACGGUUGAGUUCUCUAGGGUCAUCCCAGAAUCAUCGUCCAGAUCCAACCCUAUAUGAGACACACAGUGAUGAUGAGGGCGAAACUAUAAUAACUACACAAACCACCAAGGUAGUGGAUAGUCAAGGUCGAGUCCAGUCCAUUACAACCAAGACAACCAAAACCCUUCCAGAUGGAUCAAACAUCAUUGAGACCACCACCAAGAAUAUCUCCAGAGGUAAUUCAAGAACCAACUCUUUAAGAAAUAACUCUAUUCUUAGCUCUUCCAGAGAUCCAGCCUACAACUUGCAGAAAAUCGAAGAAGACCUACAUGACUUUGAAUACAACUACGUUUUGGAUAACCAGCAAACUCAGCCACAACCUGUGACUUCGAACCCUCAACACGAAUCCAGAGCUCCUCACGAAUUAGAAGAUGAUUUGUUACACAAUUCGGACACAUUGAAGUUGAAUAUUGAACCUUCUUCUGCGCGACCAAGUUUGACUAGUAGCAGCAAAAGAUCUCCUGAUUCCUCCGUGAAGCCCUUGAAGUCAAUUUUGAAAAACUCUACUAAACCGGACUUCUUGGAAGAAGGUUCAUUUAACAAACUACUGUCAGAAGCACCUAGACCUGACGCGGAGAAGUUUGACACUAUAAACCCCAAAUUGGCUCCACAUCCAUACAAGUCUAUCGGUGUUGGUGUGAGAUCUCACGCAUCUCCCACUGCUGCGAUCUCAGAAGUGAAUGUCAAAAGAUCUCCCGUCCUUUCACAAUCACCCCAGACACAGCCGGUACUGUCACCUCAGUUGAAACUGGCUUUUAAAUUGUCACCGAUUCCAAGGCACGAUGAUAUCAUUUCAAAUGCUUCUGUAACAUCUCCUUCGAACUUUUCGAUUAAAUUUGAUGAAAAUAUCGAGACGAUCCCCGUCUACGAAACCGAUUUCGAUAGUCCAAAAAGAAAAAUUUCUAACUCUGAGUUGUACAGCAAGGCAAUGGAGGUAGCCAUGGAAAGAGUAUACGGAACUUCUAAGGAGCUUGAAGCUGCCACCAUGUCCGUGGAUCCUAGUGUUCCCAGUUCAAUCAUUGAAAAGAAAAAUAAAAGAGAUAAAAAAUUGGAAAUGAUCGGCCAUUCUGGUGUGAAUGAUAAUUAUAGAUACGAGAAUCACCACCAGGACUUUGCAAUGCAUUCCAUGAGAAACUCUUCCAAUUCCAAGUCUACUUCACGAAAAGAAAGAGCCAAAGAAGAGAAGAAACAACAAAAAGAAUGGGAAAAACAACAGAGGUUGGAAGAGAAACAAAGAAAGUCAGAAGCUAGAUUACAAGCUAAGGAGGAGGCCCAAUCAAAGAAAUCGAUGGAAAAAGAAGCAAAGAAGUCUUCUCCAAUUAGAGGUCUUUUCGGGAGGAAGAAGAGGGACAACACAGAUGCAUCAACCCUCAGUGGUGAACUCAGCAACAAUUUGGUUGAACGCUCACCUUUAAACCUGAGAGCUGGGGGAUUGAGUACUAACAAUGUUCUCAGCUCUCCCACUAGAGUUACUCCUGUUCCGGUCUUCGAUGAUAAUGUAUUACACCCAACAGAAAAUGAUUCCCAAAUCAAACCGUUAAAAGAAAAAGAACAGGUAGUACCUUCUAUUGUUAACAUCCAAACUCCUUUAGUAGAACCAACGAUCAAGUUUGAUUCAGAUGAGAACUCAAUUGGCCAGUUUCAAAGUACUGCGAGUGAAGAUGUCAGAAACACCAGACACUAUGUUGAGAAUCCUAUUACCGAAGAGUUGGCCGAAGAAUUCCCACCAGUGGCUGAGGCUGUAGGUCACAAUAUUAUACCAGUUGCGAAAGAACCUGAGAUUCCUCCACGAUCCGAACGGAGGAAUAUUGCACCAGUUCUCGAGAAUCUUAUUAUUCCAACUCCCGUCCUUAAUGAACCAGUGGAUUCCGAGAACCUUGAGGAUAGCGGUAUUUUGAGUACUUCCGAUUUUGAUGAUGACAGAGACGUGGCCCGGAGUCCCAGCUCAAAGAAGCUGGACAACUACGAACAGUUUUAUGAAGCAAACGAACCUGAAACUUCGCCAAUAAUCAAGAAUACCCUUAAUGAAGUGUCAGAAGAAGAAGCUAUUAAUGGCACAAAACGACAAGAAUCUUUCACAGAGGCCCAUACCAGCAGCCAAGUUGAAAUUCAAAACUUACCAAAGGAGCAGGAAAACCUUGAUAGUGUGGAAGCACCAAGAGGUAACUUUCCAAUUGAUAUAAGCAAACAGUAUACUUUGGCCGAGCUCAUUAAAAUGGGGAAGACUACCGACUCCACAGAAGACAGUUUUGAUUUACCUGAUUUCCCAAAUAAUCCAGAUUCUGAUCUUAGCAGUAGGGGUUCAGCCGAUUUAAAUGCUGCCUUGAGGAGAAUAACGGAAGACAAAGAUAUUUCUACCAACAUCCAAGAGCCUCUGCAGGUUGAAGAACCAUUUGGUAAAUCAACACCUCCCACCGAGUCCAGUGAUGAUAGAACUCCUCAAAUUUCACCAUCUACCAUAGCAACCAAGGAAGUACCUAAAUUCUCAGACGUCGACGAAACGUUGGUUACACAGGAAACGAAGAGCAAGACCACGAAGAAGGGUCAUAAAAAGUCCAAGUUCAAGGACAAAAUAUUCAAAUAUUUUAUCAAUUCUUACGACAAGUAAAUCAAACACUUUAGUUUGAAUGUAUUUUAGUUACUGUAUAUCUAGAAUAAUAAAUCAAAAUUUAUUUUAGUAACUGUAUAUAUAGAAUAAUAAAUCAAAAUUGAUUUUAUUAA
Messenger RNA from Yamadazyma tenuis ATCC 10573, 3212 nucleotides. RefSeq lists its product as uncharacterized. The record is from RefSeq and is a predicted model, not a curated record. NCBI's taxonomy places the organism in Eukaryota, Fungi, Ascomycota, Pichiomycetes, Serinales, Debaryomycetaceae.